This is a messenger RNA of Acanthopagrus latus (yellowfin seabream), 4452 nucleotides long. It is a transcript of the gene traf4a, whose product is annotated as tnf receptor-associated factor 4a. Gene Ontology annotation, molecular function: protein binding; zinc ion binding. The record is from RefSeq and is a predicted model, not a curated record. The coding region runs from base 545 to 1957 and encodes 470 amino acids. The transcript is spliced from 7 exons. Lineage: Eukaryota; Metazoa; Chordata; Actinopteri; Spariformes; Sparidae. Gene Ontology annotation, biological process: signal transduction; regulation of apoptotic process; activation of NF-kappaB-inducing kinase activity.
GACGGAGGGGUUAUUCAUUGUGCUCAGUGUGUCAGUGCUGCAUCCAGAGAGGAAGGAGAGGAGAGGAGAGAGAGAGAGAGAGAGAGGGCCACACACGGCCACAUUAACCCUGCGCGUCUGGAAACCUGCACACACACACACACGCACACACACACACGGAGAGAGAGAGAGAGAAACGCGAUCGGAUCUGCGCUCAUCUCUGCAGCCUCUCCCCCGGACCGAGUCGCUCCUUUGUUGCCGGGCUGCAGGAGCAGAAUCUGGGGCUGGACUCGCUGAUCGGCAGCAGAGGAGAAGGAAGGAAAAAAGGGGAGAAGGACGUGAUAUGAACGUCUCCUCUGCGUGAGACGCCAGCGCGGCUCGAAACAAGCCCCCCGCGUUUUUUUUUUGUUUUUUGUUUUUUUUCCCCCCUUGUUUUGCAGGCGGGUGGAGGAGGUUAACAGGAGGAUCAGACAGACAGAGAGAGACAGAGAGAGGGACAUUUCUACCUUUUUCACCUGCAGCUGAAGGCCCCGAGAAUAGAGAAACACAUUAUCCUGCAGCAGCGAUGCCCGGGUUUGAUUACAAGUUUCUGGAAAAGCCAAAGAGACGCUUCCAGUGUCCGCUCUGCAGCAAGGCGAUGCGGGAGCCGGUCCAAGUGUCUACCUGUGGACAUCGGUUCUGUGACACCUGUCUGCAAGAAUUCCUAAGUGAGGGCGUCUUCAAGUGUCCGGAGGAUCAGCUGCCUUUGGACUAUGCCAAGAUCUACCCCGAUCCGGAGCUGGAGCAGCAGAUCCUGGCGCUGCCCAUCCGCUGCAUCCACAGUGAGGAGGGCUGCCGCUGGACCGGCCAGAUGAAGCAGCUGCAGGGCCACUUCUCCACCUGCGCCUUCAAUGUGAUUCCCUGCCCCAAUCGCUGCUCCGUCAAGCUGACGCGCCGCGACCUGCCCGACCACCUGCAGCACGACUGCCCCAAGCGCAAGGUCAAGUGCGAGUUCUGUGGCAGCGAGUUCACCGGCGAGGCCUACGAGAACCACCAGGGUGUGUGUCCUCAGGAGAGCGUUUACUGUGAGAACAAGUGCGGAGCGAGGAUGAUGCGUCGUCUGCUGUCCCAACACGGCAUGGCCGAGUGUCCGAAACGCACGCAGCCCUGCAAGUACUGCGGCAAGGAGUUUGUCUUCGACACGAUCCAGAACCACCAGUACCACUGCCCUCGGUUCCCUGUCCAGUGUCCAAACCAGUGUGGCACACCCAACAUCGCCCGAGAGGAUCUGGCUAACCACGUGAAGGACAACUGCGGCAGCGCGCUCGUUCUCUGCCCCUUCAAAGAUGCCGGCUGCAAACACAGGUGCCCCAAACUGGCUAUUGGUCGUCACCUGGAAGACACCACUAAGUCCCACCUGACUAUGAUGUGCAACCUGGUGGGUCGUCAGCGGCAGGAGAUCCUGGAGCUGCGGAGGGAGAUGGAGGAGCUGUCCGUCAGCCAUGACGGCGUCCUCAUCUGGAAGCUCAACGACUACUCCCGCAAGCUCCAGGAGGCCAAACUCCGAAGCAACCACGAGUUCUUCAGCCCGCCCUUCUACACUCACCGCUACGGCUACAAGCUGCAGGUGUCGGCCUUCCUCAACGGCAACGGCAGCGGCGAGGGCUCCCACCUCUCCGUCUACAUCCGCGUGCUGCCCGGAGAGUACGACAGCCUGCUGGAGUGGCCAUUCUCCUACAAGGUGACUUUCUCCAUCAUGGACCAGAGCGACCCGUCGCUUUCCAAACCCCAGCACAUCACCGAGACCUUCAACCCCGACCCCAACUGGAAGAACUUCCAGAAGCCCUGCAGCAGCCGCAACUCGCUGGACGAGAGCACCCUGGGCUUCGGCUACCCCAAGUUCAUCUCUCACGACGAGAUCAAGAAGAGGAACUACAUUCGAGACAACUGCAUCUUCAUCAAGGCUUCUAUAGAGAUUCCCCAGAAGAUCAUGGCUUAAGAUCUGACCUUUGUGUUUCUUUGGAUGAAGGAGAAAGAUAGGUUAAAGACUUGAACUGACACGUAACCUUGAAAACUUCUACACACUUACCCUUUAGAUACUUUCUGCCCUGACAGCCUCUCCACCAUGGAGCUUGAAGCGAGUCUGUAUGGCUGUGCGAGCUGACUCGGAGGACCUUGAUAUAUCACAGAGGAGAAAGUGUUUGGUCUGCAGAACCAUCACUCUCUGGUGUUUCUUUUUUUAUUCAUUUCUUUUUUUUUUUAAUCUGUUUGCUGACCUUUUAUCACAGUCUACAACAAAAAGCCUUGGAAAUCAAACAGUGCCUAGAGAGUUUAUCUUAAGUUAUAUUUUUGUUGUUAUUUCCGCAGUACAGAUGUUAAAGAUUAUGGAAAAGAUAUAAGAAAUGGGGGUGAAGGGCUUCACUAAGCCUCUGCACUUAGAGUGGCGAGAAAGUUAGUCGGAAGACAUCCCGGCGGGGUGAUCUGAGGAAGAGGGAGCUCAGCAGACUCAAGCUCAAGCCCAACUGCCUUUGUUUACACACCCAUACAGUAUACUCCCAUUGAUCCCUUAACAAACACAGAGCCCUUGGAAAGAGACUACUGGUGAAGUUUGUGUACACACAAGCGUCAAAUAGCGGUUUUCGAGUGAACAAUGUCAAUCUUGGUGAUUUUCAUAUUUUAAAGGACUAGUCGGACACUUUUGGUUUCAGAUGAAUGAGAAGAUCAGUGCCACUUAUCUCUGUCCCGUCAAUACAACCAGCAGCCGGUUAGCUUAGCUUAGAACAGAAACUAGAAAAGGAGGUUAUGGCUAGCCUGAUGAAUCAUCACGUUUCUGUAGAAAGUACAGUUGUUUUUUGUUUUUUUUUAUGUUUGGCAGUUUCGUGGUUGUACUUCCUGGAGUGUCACGGUUUACCUCGCAGUUGCUUCAAAUAAAUAUCCCUCCGUUAAGUGGCAAAUUAUAAUUUUACCCUUUGUUUUUUUUUCAGAUUACAGAAACAAACAAGGUAAAACAUUUAAACCCGUGAGCUUUAGAGGUUCUGGUGGAUCAUUUUUUUAGCAGGUGGACAGAGCCAGGCUAGCUGUUUCCUCCUCUUCUUAGCCUUUAUGCUAGGCUAAGCUAACUUUCUUCUGACAGUAGCAGCCAGUUGAAUUAGAUCAGCAUGAAGACAGGAAAUAAGCUAGCCAGUCAGUCAAUCUACCAUCGUCUAAACUUCUCCAAUUUAAAUAUGAGCCAGGUUUCACUCAAGCAAAUGAGCUUAUUUUCCCAAAAUGUCAAACUAUUCCAAAACAUUGAAGUUACAGAUCCGUCUCUUCUAGCUAACCGCUCCAUCACAGGACCUGUUUAUGGCCUGUGUUUGUAAGUAGUUCGAACCAGUUGGAUAAAAGCUUAUGGAGCGUGCAGACGUACCAAACAUGCACUUCAUAGUGACCCUAUGAGGCUUAUUGUGUCCGCCAAUAGGAAAAAAAAAGCACCUUUUUCGUCGGUCUUCGGAUGAGCAGAGCAGACAAAGAGGCCAGUUGUCGGAGUGCACGCGCAUUUAAUAGUGAAGGAAAAGCCAUGUGGCCUUUUUAUACAGUAUGUCUUCGCAUGAGGGUUUUAGGGGUGAGCAGGGCAACAUAAACACAUGCAUGCUACAUGUGCUACCACCUGGACCACGUUUUUGUACUGUAACCUGUAUUCUUGAAAUCCUCUCCUGUUGAUGGCUAAUUUGUCUCUUUUGUUGGACCAUUUGAAAGUUGACAAAUUGUCAAAAGACUAGUUUGUUUGUUUUUUUUUUUACGUUUUUUUGUUAUGUUUUUAUAUACAGAAAAAUGUGAACACCGUUGGUCAUAUAACCUAUAAAGACAAUGAACACUGGGCUGUGAAGUGUAUUGUUUUACAUAGCCCGGGCACGGACAGUGGACUGUUGGAAAAGGACGACUAAUGAGGAGGAUGUCUGCAAAUAAUUAGGUGUGUUGGGGACUUGGAGCAUUUGGAUGGACACUUGCCCUGUGCGAUACACCCGUCUCCAUCACAGCGCCAUCAGAGCGGUGGAGGACUUUGAUGAUACAGUACACUCAUGAUGUAUGUGAAUACUAAUGUAAAAAUGCAGAAGCACAUUCUGUCUUUUUAUUAUUCUACAUGGAACAAUUCAUGAUUUCUUGUCAUAAUACCAGCUGAUAUUUUACAGUGAUUUAAAGAAGUGAGAAGACGAAAAACUUUUUUGUAAGAUUCUGUAUUUUUAAAAAUACUUAGCUGUUUUAUACAAACACUUUUCGUUGGAGAGUCGGGGUUGACUUUGGGAAUUUUCAGACCCUUUCGUCUCUUGGACAUUUGGAUAAUUUGUUUGUACUCGUGGUUUGAGCCUCACAUAUUCUGUCUGUAUUAUUUCCUCUUAAAAGUAUUUAUUUUAAGGAGCCGUCGUGCGAGUUUGCACAGAUGGCACAAAUGUUUUAAUAUGUUGAUUGAUGAGUGCUUGUCAAUUUCUUAAUUGAAAUAAAAUACCAUAUAUUAUA